This is a messenger RNA of Branchiostoma belcheri (Belcher's lancelet), 1129 nucleotides long. RefSeq names its product prokineticin-2-like. The record is from RefSeq and is a predicted model, not a curated record. Lineage: Eukaryota; Metazoa; Chordata; Leptocardii; Amphioxiformes; Branchiostomatidae. The coding region runs from base 1 to 549 and encodes 182 amino acids. The transcript is spliced from 3 exons.
AUGGACAUGCUGCCGAAGCUACUACUCGCCGCCGCGUGCCUUCUUGCCUCCGCCCGGUUCUGCCACGGCCUGGUCUUAACGGGGGCGUGUGACUCUGACCAUGACUGUACCAGCGGCUGCUGUGCGCGGUGGAACCCCAGCUCCAACCUGGCGGUGUGCAAGCCGCUGGGCCAGGAGGGACAGCUGUGCCACACCGCCUCCAACAGCAUGCCGUUCCCGUUCAGCGGCGUCAGGCGGUUCUGGAGGUGCCCGUGCGAGGAGGGUCUUACGUGCGAACGUAGCGAGGGGAACAUCGGACACUGCCGCCAGCCUGCCACCACCGCGGUCCCAGGGGACCAAAAGAGGGCCUGGGAGCCCGAGGGACCGGUCAGAGGACCCGAGGGGGCAGCCUGGAAACCCGAGGGAGCAGCCUGGAAACCCGAGGGAACAGCUUGGAAACCCGAAGUACUGGCUUGGAAACCGGAUGGUCCCGCCCAGACGUUGAGUCCUGAAGAGCUGCUGGAGUGGAUAGAGGCAGAGAAGGCUCUGAUGGACAUGGAGAUGCAGUAGACUAGAAAUACUCAUCAGUUGAUCCAUUGACACGAUUGGUUGAUUUUUUGAUUGAUUGAUUGAUUUAGUGCCACACAGUGGCGACGAGCGUUGACAGGGUAGAGGUUAUCACCAUGAUGCAAGAUCCUUGAACGGUAAUGGAUGUGCCAUUUGGCAGAAGGUUGUCAUUCUGAGCCAACAUGCCAUUGUCAUAUUUCAUCUUCAAACUGUAUCGCACGUGCAUUUUUUUAGAACAUAAACACGGAAUUGCAUCACAUUCUAAUAGUUCUUACAACAGCGUACGUUGUAAAGGCGAUGCACUGUAACAUUGGGUGCGAAUUGAAGCCUAAGUCACGUGGAAGUGUGACUAGCAAUGGCUGUCUGGCAAUAACAGAGGUACAUGCACUAGUCCCAGGCUAGUGUUAGGUUAUCAUUGCACAGAACUGUCCGAGCGGAUUUGUAGAGAUUAGUAGUGCACAUUCUAGGCCUCUCUCAGACAAGUUCUUUUCGGCAUGAGCGGAGUUUCAGAUGUUUUAACGUCUGUUUCUUCUGUCCGUGUCUACACAGCACGACUGUUCAUUAGAUCAGAUCAAUGACAUAG